AUGUUUUACUGGUUUGACUUUGUUGUAAGCACUAUCACUACUGUCUAUUUUGCAAUACAAUGGUUUGUCUAUACAGACCACAGUUUAGCUGAAUUAGAGAAUGACCCCGAAGGCAAGAAACAACAUGAUGAUUCAUUUAAAGCAGAGAGUAUUGUUAGCAUUGUCUUGUUGUGUCUUUUUAGACUCAUUCAUCUUUAUUUUGCUUAUGUGUUGACAAGCUAUUAUAUCUCACUUGGUCAAGCUCAAUAUACCAAGUUACGUGCUGCAGUAGAUGAAGAAUUGAACCCUCCUGGAUUCAAUGAGGAUGAAAAUGAUGAAAAAGAUCAAUAA
Molecule: messenger RNA, 330 nt
Organism: Gilbertella persicaria
Lineage: Eukaryota; Fungi; Mucoromycota; Mucoromycetes; Mucorales; Choanephoraceae
Exons: 2
Coding region: 1-330 (109 amino acids)
Source: RefSeq, a predicted model, not a curated record